This is a messenger RNA of Archocentrus centrarchus (flier cichlid), 4475 nucleotides long. RefSeq names its product seizure protein 6 homolog. The transcript has 17 exons. Gene Ontology annotation, cellular component: dendritic spine; endoplasmic reticulum; neuronal cell body. Bases 317 to 3307 code for a protein of 996 amino acids. Lineage: Eukaryota; Metazoa; Chordata; Actinopteri; Cichliformes; Cichlidae. The record is from RefSeq and is a predicted model, not a curated record. Gene Ontology annotation, biological process: regulation of dendrite development; synapse maturation; regulation of protein kinase C signaling.
CAGCCAGCAAUCCGCUUACUGAGCGUCCAAAUUAAAAGGGACCUCCGCAUUUCACUUGAUUAUUCUCGACGGUCUUCAGUCAGCGAAUUAUCGAGGAAGUGCAAGACCAUCUCGUGCGCCUUUGUUUAAAGUCCUCGCUUUGCUUGUUUUUAUUCUUUUUCUGUUUUUCCUCCCUGGAAGUAUUCUUUUCUCAACACAGGACGUGCUCCGUAGCUACGCGAAGAGCGACCUCGACUUUAGUAGACAUGUGUAUGAAACGAGGCAGCCAAUUUAAGACCCUCUUCACCGUUUGCUCCUUGCUUCCACCGUGGCCAAAAUGCACGGGCAAGUUGCAAAGGACAGUAACAGCAUCAGUAAGAGGACACUGGACCUAGACAGGGACCUCUUCACACGCUUAUCAACACAGGACACAGAAAGUGAAGUCCAGUCAAUCACUACCGUCUCACCAAUGAAUCUCCCCAACCACCAGCCGGUCUUCAAGAGCCUGCUGCUUCAUGAGCAUCUACUUACAAGGAACUUCCAGGGGGACCAGCAUUUUUUCAGGAAGGACGGCUCUGUGGCUGCAUAUCCCACCAUGCCAGGCUCUGUGUCAGCUCCAAAUGCAGCAGACCUUGUCACUCAACUUGUGCCCCAUGAGGAUGCUCCAGCUUUCUCAGAUAUUGCCUCUACUGCCACUUUGGCUGCAACAUCACCACUGACUACAUUUUCCCCCACAACACCGGUGGUACCCAUGUCUAUCUCUCAAAAUAAAUCAAAGGAGAAGGCCAGGGGGACUGACAAGGUUGAGCCAACAACACACUCCCUUACCACCCAGGUGACACCAAAUAAUAAAGGUUCAGGCAGCGAGAACAGAGGAGUAGCUUCCUCAUCUUCACAGCAACGUCAGCCUCAAAGUUGGGGUGCUUUUCUGGAAGAGGCCACAUCACGGAAGAUGGAAAAGGGGGAAGCUAGUGAACUGGCAAAAAACAAAACCAGCCCUGGUCAUCAGCUCCACAAGCUCACUUUGGCCUCUUCUGAAAAAGAGACCACAACAAUGUCCACAACUGUUACCACAACUACCACCAUCACCACCAUGCAACCAUCAGAGCCGUGUAGUCUGAAUUUCACUGACCCUGAGGGUAACAUUGAAAUCCUACAGCAACUUGACUCUGGAGUGGAGUGCAGCUACUUGAUUACUGUCUACCUGGGAUAUGGCAUCGAGGUUCAGGUGCUAAAUGUGAGUGUGUUGGCGGGAGAGCAGGUGACCGUGGAGGACACAGGAGGUCAACAACCCUUCAUCCUUGCCAAUGAAUCGGUCUUGAUGACCGGCCUAGUACUACGCAGCUGGAGCAACCAGAUCUCUAUCAGUCUUCGUAGUGAGAAACGCCACAAUUCAGGAUAUCUCCUACUCCAUUACCAAGCAUUUGUGCUGAGUUGUGCAUUCCCCAAAGAGCCUGCUGGUGGAGAAGUUUCAGUGACGCACCUGCAUCCUGGCGGAGAAGCUUAUUUCCAUUGUUUCACUGGAUACAAGUUGGAAGGUCCAAAAAUGCUCACCUGUCGCAAUGCGACCACACCUUACUGGAGUGGAAAAGAGCCCCGAUGUGUGGCAUCCUGUGGGGGAAUGAUAAAAAAUGCCACGUAUGGUCGCAUCAUCUCUCCUGGUUUUCCUGGAAACUACAGCAACAAUCUGACCUGCCACUGGGUUCUGGAAGCACCUGAAGGCCACCGGCUUCACGUUCACUUUGAGAAGGUGGCUUUGGCAGAGGAUGAUGACAGGUUGCUAAUAAAAAAUGGCAACAACAUAGACUCUCCCCCUGUGUAUGACUCCUAUGAAGUUGAAUACUUGCCCAAUGAGGGGGUGCUCAGUACUGGACGUUAUCUGUUUGUAGAGUUCACCACAGAUGGGACAAUGACCUCCACCGGCGCAGCCAUAAGAUACGAAGCUUUUGCAAAAGGGAUGUGCUAUGAGCCCUUUGUGAAGUAUGGAAACUUCAGCAGCAGUGACUCCAGCUACAGCAUUGGCACAGUGGUUGAAUUCUCAUGUGAUCCUGGCUACACACUGGAGCAAGGCUCUGUAGUGAUUGAGUGUGUGGAUGCACAAAACCCUCAGUGGAAUGAGACCGAGCCGGCUUGCAGGGCUGUGUGCAGCGGGGAGAUCACAGACUCUGCCGGUGUUGUGUUGUCUCCUAAUUGGCCCGAGGCUUACGACAAGGGGCAGGACUGCAUCUGGGGUAUCCAUGUGGAAGAGGACAAGCGGAUCAUGCUUGACAUCCAAGUUCUCCAUCUGGGUAAGAAUGACCUACUGACCUUCUAUGAUGGUGAUGACCUGACUGCCAACAUCCUGGGCCAAUACAGUGGCACACGACCACAUUUCAAGCUCUACACAUCCAUGGCUGACGUCACUAUUCAGUUUCAGUCAGAUCCUGCCACUAACAUCUACGGGUAUAACAAUGGCUUUGUGGUUCACUUUUUUGAGGUGCCAAGGAAUGACACCUGCUCAGAGCUGCCAGAGAUCACCAAUGGCUGGAAGAGCACGUCCCACCCUGAUCUCAUACACGGCACUGUGGUCACCUACCAGUGCUACCCAGGAUACACACUAGUUGGCUCUGAGAUCCUCAUGUGCCAGUGGGAUCUCACUUGGAGCGGUGAUGUGCCAAGAUGUGAGGAAGUGAUGACAUGCCAGGACCCUGGAAAUGUGGAGCACAGUCGUAAAAUGAUCACAGGCAGUCGCUUUGCUGUUGGAUCGACUGUACAGUUCAUCUGUAACAAAGGCUACAUCCUGUCAGGCUCCAGCCUUCUCACCUGCUACAACCGUGAUUCGGCCGUGCCCAAGUGGAGUGAGAGGCUGCCCAAGUGUGUCCCUGAAAAGUACGAGCCGUGCAGGAACCCGGGUGCAGCUUCCACCAGCAUGCAGAGCUCUGAAAAGGCUUUCUACCAAGCAGGAGAGAUGCUGACUUUCUCUUGUCACCCUGGCUAUGAACUGCAUGGUGAGGCCACCAUAUACUGCAUUCCUGGACAUCCUUCACAGUGGAAUAGCACUCCUCCUGCCUGCAGAGCGUCCUCGACACAUUAUGUAAAUGAACGCAGGCUAGAUGUUGUUAAUACAGAGUAUGGCACGCAAGGAACCAACAUUGCCCUUGCAGUAUUUAUUCCAACUGCAGUCAUCUUGGUGAUUGUCCUUGGGAUUUAUGUCUACUUUGCAAAACUCCAGGGGAAGUCUAUCAGAAUGCCAACGGCCUCACCACCAUAUGACAACAUGACAGAUGAGUCAGCCUUCGACAACCCCAUAUAUGAGAGUGGACACUGGCAGACUCAUUCUAGAUACUAAAUCCUGUCAUUAUGUCCAUAUUGGCUGUACUGCAGAACAACUAUGAGGUGAGGUCUCCUUCUGAUGCUGAGAUCACAUCUUCCCCCAGCAGCCUGACCCUUCAACUAUCUAUUUUUAACUUUAUCUCAGUCCUAGCACUUAUUCACGUUUUGUCUGAAACUACAUUUUUGUAUUUACAGAUUAAGUAUAAAGAGCCACUGGUUGGUGAGACUUUUGAAAGACAUUGUGGGGACGCUCAUGAAAUAUGUAACAUAUUGAAAAUGAAAUGCUAAAUCAUGUCUAUACUUAAAUAACGGAGGACUGAUAGGCUACUUAAAAAAAAAAUCACCUUGAAGACACUUUGUCUAUCACUGCAUUUCAAUGAAGUUCACAAUGUUGUGCUGUUAUUGAACAACAAUUUUAUGUGUGGGUAUAACAUCUAUGUAUGUCAUAUGCAGAGUUCUCAGACUUUUUCAGUAUUGUCUUUUCCAGCACCCCACUGUGUUUAUAAAUGACAUUUGUUUACUUACUAUAAUCAGAAGAAAAGAUAAAAUGACUGAAGAUGACCGUAAACAUUUUAUUUUAUUUUUUGGAAACACUUUCGCAGUGGUAUUUGAAAAUAAAUUGUAAUGGCAGUCCAUAGCUACCCGCAACAACUCAUAGGUUAUUUUUUUUCAUAAUCGUGCAUUGGAGCCUGUAUUUUCUUAUGUCGGUUUGAAUAAAAUAUCCAGGACUGAUCACCAACACUUCAAAAUAAAUCACAGAACAACUCAUUUUCUGCACUGCUCAUUUUGAAUAUGUUGAAUCAGAAAGAUAAAGACUUCUGUUGGAAAAGAGAUUUGUUGUAUUGUAAGGAGGAGCGUAUAGGUUUUGUAUUUAAAAAGCUCAUUUGCACUUCACAAACUGUACCAUCCUCAAUCAUUUACAUUCUUUUUUUUUUUUUUUUUAAGGUGAUUGGUUGUGUGGUAUUUUCAGGACAAAUGAAAGAGGUUAAGAUUUUUCCAUUUAGAGCACUUAAAGCAAGAACUGCUUAAGCUUGUUUGGAUCAUCUCUUCACUGAUGUUUUUUCUUUUCCCCCCUGUUUUGUGUAUUACUGUAAAUAUGUCUUUCUCUCCCCGAUCAAAUCAGUUAAUCUGUGGAACAUCAUGGUGAUAUUUUUCUAAAGUAAAUUGUUGAUGACUGUUGGUGA